Brienomyrus brachyistius is the source of this 8038-nucleotide messenger RNA. RefSeq names its product voltage-dependent calcium channel subunit alpha-2/delta-1-like. Lineage: Eukaryota; Metazoa; Chordata; Actinopteri; Osteoglossiformes; Mormyridae. The transcript is spliced from 39 exons. Gene Ontology annotation, cellular component: L-type voltage-gated calcium channel complex. The record is from RefSeq and is a predicted model, not a curated record. Gene Ontology annotation, molecular function: voltage-gated calcium channel activity. The coding region runs from base 169 to 3507 and encodes 1112 amino acids.
GAUUACGGCGCAGCUCGGUGCUUCUCCGCAGAUCCGGACAUUCAGCCGAGCGUUAACACAGAGCAGCCUGAAACACAGAGACCCGGAGCCAAUUGGCGGGUAGCUCUUGGAGGAACCAGCGGAGGAGCCCGGAGCGCGAUCCCGCCGCCGAGGACGAGCAGCCGAACCAUGGAGCCGCUCCGGACACCUGCGGCGCUGCUGCUCCUUUGCCUGAUCUCCUCCUCUGUCCUGUGUGUGAACUUCCCCCAGCAGCCUGUUAUCCAGGAGUGGGUUGAACAAAUGCAGCGUGACCUGCUCACUCUGGUUGAGGAUGCCAGCGAACUGGAGACCCUCAAGGAGAUAUUUAAAAAUCACAUAGAUAAAUUCAGCGUCAAGACAAACAACGCGGCGGAGCUGGUGACCACUGCGGCCGGGAACAUUGAGAAGCUGCUUCUCAAACGAUCCACGGCACUGAAGACCUUGGCGUCUGCGGCAGAAAGCUUCCAGAUGAAGCACCAGUGGCGAGAUGAUUUCACGGAUGAUAUUGUUUAUUAUAACGCUAAAGACGAUGUCACGUCCAAUGACACCUUGAAAAGCAGGAUCAAGCCGGAGUUCCAGGAGGACCCAAUGUUCAAACGGCCAAUCUCCUACAAUCACACGGCGGUCCACAUCCCCACAGACAUCUACGAGGGCUCCACCAUCGUGCUGAACGAGCUGAACUGGACGGAGGCCCUGGACGACGUCUUCAGGAAGAACCAGGAGGAGGACCCCACGCUGCUGUGGCAGGUUUUCGGCAGUGCUACUGGCCUGGCUCGCUUUUACCCAGCAUCGCCAUGGAUAGAAACCGACGAAAUACCCGGCAGGAUCGACCUGUACGACGUCCGCCGGAGGCCAUGGUACAUACAGGGUGCAUCCUCCCCAAAGGACAUGCUGAUCCUCGUAGACGCGAGUGGCAGUGUGUCUGGUCUGACCCUCAAGCUGAUCAGAACCUCAGUCAGCGAGAUGCUGGAGACCCUGUCAGAUGAUGACUACGUCAAUGUCGCCUACUUCAAUAAAGAAGUUACCCAUGCUGCCUGCUUCAAGCACCUGGUCCAGGCCAACGUCCGCAACAAGAAGAUCCUGAAGGACGCCAUCCAGAAGAUUGAGGCCAAGGGAACGACAAACUACAAGGAGGGCUUCAAGUACGCCUUCCAGCAGCUUUCAAACCCAAACGUGACCCGUGCAAAUUGCAACAAGGUCAUCAUGCUCUUCACCGAUGGAGGAGAGGAGACAGCUCAGGAGAUCUUCGACAAAUACAAUCGAGACAAGAAGGUACGAAUUUUCACCUUCUCAGUCGGGCAGCACAACUAUGACAAACACCCCAUUCAGCGGAUGGCCUGUGACAACAAGGGCUACUACUACGAGAUCCCUUCCAUCGGAGCCAUUCGUAUCAACACACAGGAAUACCUGGAUGUUCUGGGCCGGCCCAUGGUGCUGGCAGAUAAGAAGGCCAAGCAGGUCCAGUGGACUAACGUCUACCUGGAUGCACUGGAACUGGGCCUGGUCAUCACAGGUACGCUGCCAGUCUUCAACAAGACCCUGUCAGGAAACAAAAAGAACCAGCUGAUCCUGGGAGUGAUGGCAGUUGACGUCUCCCUUGAAGACAUCAAGAGGCUGACCCCACACUUCACCAUUGGCCCCAAUGGAUACUAUUUUGCAAUCGACCCCAAUGGCUACGUGCUGCUCCACCCCAAUCUUCAGCCAAAGAACCUGAAAUUUCAGGAACCUGUUACCCUUGAUUUUCUGGACAUCGAACUGGAGAACAACUUCAAAGUGCAGAUCAGGUCGAAAAUGAUUAAUGGCUCCCCUGGGCAACAGAAGAUGGAAACUCUGGUGAUAUCCCAAGACAAGAGGUACAUUGACAAAGGUGUCAGGACGUACACCUGGACCCCAGUGAAGAGCACUGACUACAGCUUGGCCCUGGUUCUGCCGGAUUACAGUCUGAAUUACAUCCAGGCCCAGAUUGGAGACACAAUCGAGGAAGCCGUGUGUGAGUAUGGCGAGGAGAUUAGGAAGGCACUGCACCAACACACCUUUUGCACUUUUCUUUUCUUCCUCUCCUCUGCCUCCAAUCGCUCAUGGACUUCCACGUUAGGAGGAAACGUCACGGAGACCAUGGAUAUCUCUGAGGAAUUCGGGUACACGCUCAUCGCCCCCAGGGAGUUUUGCACGGAGCCAAAGAUCUCAGGCGACAAUAGCCAAGUCCUCAAGAACUUCAUCCAUCUGACCUCGGGGCAAGUGGCAGACGACACGACCUGCAAUGUGUCUCUGGUGAACCGGCUGCUCCUAGAUGCGGGACUGACAGCUGAUCUGGUCCAGUCCUGGAAGAGGCAGCCCCCCAAGCCGGGGGUCCUCGCCAGGUUCGUGGCCACCGACGGAGGGAUCACCCGUGUGUACCCGAAAAGCGCCGGUGAGGAUUGGACAGAGAAUCCUGAGACGUAUGAGUCAAGCUUCUACAAGCGGAGUGUGGACAACAGCGGCUACAUCUUUACAGCACCACCCUACGAAAGCAAAAAUGCCUCGUCUGCCUUCGAUUCCGGCAUUUUGGUGAGCAGGUCCGUGGAUGUGAACAUCGACCCAGUCAUACUGAAACCAGCCGUGGUUGGGGUGAAGCUCAAUGUCACGGACUGGAUGGAGAACUUCAUGAGUGCUACCUUCAAGGGGAAUUGCGAGAAGAAUGAGAUCUGUGGAUGUCAGAGGAAUGCCGAGCACGUGGACUGCGUGUUAUUGGAUGAUGGUGGUUUUCUCUUGAUGUCCAAUCAGGAUGAAUACAUGAAUAAGAUUGGCCGCUUUUUCGGUGAGGUCGAUUCCCACUUGAUGAAGACCCUGGUGAACACGUCGCUGUUCUCCUUCCACAAGACCUACGACUACCAGUCUGUGUGCAGACGGGAGCGAGAGAGCAAAGCGGCAGGCUUUCGCUCCGUCUACGUGCCCACAAUAGCAGACGUACUCCGUUUGGGCUGGUGGACCACGACCAUGGCCUGGUCGAUAUUGCAGCAGCUGUUUCUGAGUCUCACCUUUCCAGGUUUCCUACAAGCAAUGGAGCCUGAGGAUGACUCUUCUGACUUCAUCUCCAAGGAGAUUUGCACCAUGGAGCAGACUCAGUAUUACUUCAGCAGCGAGGAAAAGUCCUUCACCGGAAUACAGGAAUGUGUCAACUGCUCCAGGAUGUACCACGCCGAGAAGCUCCUCAACACCAAUCUCGUCUUCAUCAUCGUAGAAUCGAAGUUAAUAUGUCACCAAGGCUGUGAUGAAAAUGACACAUGGCUGACGCAGGCCGGACAGCAGUCCUCUGGCCCAGAUGUCUGUGAGCUGGCAGAAAACCCCAGGGACCGGAAAGGACCUGAUGUCUGCUUUGACAACAACGUCAACGAGGACUAUUCAGAUUGCGGAGGGGUGAUGGGUCUCCGCUUCACUUUCUGGCCUAUGGCGCUCAUCCCGCUGGUCCUCCUGUGGAUUCUGACCGGGCCGGGAUACUACGCGUCAUGACCCCCCCCACUGCCGACCCGUGCUCACCACCCGACCCGUGCUCUUUGGGACUGAAGACCCCCCCUCCCUCCCUCCAAGAGCCAUGUACCGCCUGCAUCAAAACAGCCAACCCCCACUCUUUGGGACUGAAGACACCCCCACCUAGACUCACACGCCACCUGCAUCUCACCACUUGACAACAGCCAUCGACUUCCUGCUGGCCCAACCCUGUGUGAGGUGGACGUUCAGGGGGGUGCGCAGUAUUAUUCUGCUGUCUGGCCCCUUCUCCUCUGCUGCAUUUCGCUAACCAUCACAGUUAUGUCUCCGCCCCUCCAUGUUUCGGAGCGCCCUCAUGUCAGUAUGUCAUGGAUGUCCAUGCUGAUUUCCGCACUCCUGGGGCGAGUGACGGUGACGUUGCUUCGUCCACGACUGGGGUGGGCUUCACAUCUCAGCUUCCAGCCUCCGACUGACAGCAGUGUUUUUUAUGCCAUGCGCCUAACCCUCUCCAGUGCCCUUAACAUACCAAGGUUGAGUUUAACUUCAGGGUACGUUUGAGCUCGGCUGGUGUCCUUAGUGUCACAGGAGGUCACUGCCAGCCCUGAAAGCAGCGCCUUGCCUUCUGACGAUGAGCUAGCCACACAGAUGCAGUGGCUCGCACGGGUGCUGCCACUUCCACUCCCGAACAGGUUUUGUCUCUUUAACUGUUGAGGUACCUGACCUUGCAUUUGUGUUUGAACCUGAAGCAAAGCAGUGUGUUUUUGGGGGCCUCUUCAUUUUACUGGAUUACUUUUUUGCAUGUAAAGCGUAAUUUUGUGUAAAGCAGUGUUUUUAACUUUCUUCUGUGAUAUUUUGGUUUUUAUCAUAAAUGCAAAAAGUCGAAGGCGACAGAUAAAGCUAAAGACCCAAGAACAGACAUGAUAAAAGGUGUUUUUGUACCGACAACCCAGUGACACAUCCGGCUGCCCCUUUCUGACAACUUUCUGCUAGGCUUCCGGAAUGUGCCGUGUCUGCGUCAGCCUCCUUCACAGAUGUUCCUUAGCUAAGGAGGUGUGCCUUAUGAGAGUGGAUCAAGGAAGGCUAGCCUGAAACACAGACACAUCUUCUAGUAAGACAGCUUUCCAAUUACAGUCAAUGGCCUCUUUAUUAGGUACACAUUCUCGUUUACCAGUCAGCUCAUUCGUCCUAACAGCCAAUUGUGGGGCUUCAACUGAAUACGUACAGCAAACAGACAGGGACCUCAGGUCCAGUUGCAUUGCAAUAGGUGAAGAAACACAUGAUCUAAGUUCGACCAGAUGUACCUAACGAAAGGCGUCCUGCCCGGGACCGGCCAGGUGUACCUAACGAAAGGCGUCCUGCCCGGUACCGACCAGGUGUACCUAACGAAAGGCGUCCUGCCCGGGACCGGCCUGAUGUACCUAACGAAAGGCGUCCUGCCCGGUACCGACCAGGUGUACCUAACGAAAGGCGUCCUGCCCGGUACCGACCAGGUGUACCUAACGAAAGGCGUCCUGCCCGGGACCGGCCAGGUGUACCUAACGAAAGGCGUCCUGCCCGGGACCGGCCAGGUGUACCUAACGAAAGGCGUCCUGCCCGGUAUCGACCAGGUGUACCUAACGAAAGGCGUCCUGCCCGGGACCGGCCAGGUGUACCUAACAAAAGGCGUCCUGCCCGGGACCGGCCAGGUGUACCUAACGAAAGGCGUCCUGCCCGGUAUCGACCAGGUGUACCUAACGAAAGGCGUCCUGCCCGGGACCGGCCAGGUGUACCUAACGAAAGGCGUCCUGCCCGGGACCGGCCAGGUGUACCUAACGAAAGGCGUCCUGCCCGGGACCGGCCAGGUGUACCUAACGAAAGGCGUCCUGCCCGGGACCGGCCAGGUGUACCUAACGAAAGGCGUCCUGCCCGGGACCGGCUUGGUGUACCUAAUAAAAGUAACACUCAUCAUAUACAAACAGCACUGUAGCUUCGACGCCCAGCUCACUCAGGUGCUGCCUAGGCUUCAGUGUACCAAUGAUCCAUAGCCUCUCAGGAAAACCUGCAGCUGCCUGAAUGUGUGCUAACAAAGCAUAAGAGCGCUUAUACUAAAGUGCGAAAACAUCAAAACAAGCUUUUGCUUCAAGCUUCUUUCUUGUAGUAGUGAAUGUAAAUAAACUCAAUCUUGCAAACAGCCUCUUAAACAUAUGUAGCCAAUGAAUAAUUACAACCAGGUUUUUGUGAUGCUGAAAUUUUUAGCUGCUGUGAUAUUAACAAGUGCAACUGUUGGGAUGAUAUCCUUUAAUAAUCACCUUAAUUACAUUGAUGUGUGAAAAAGAUGGCUAUGAAACCAUUCCAAGGUUUCCAGUACCUCUGAAUUCCAUCUUACUAUAAAGAAGAGAUCAGAGCUUUAUCAAAAAAAUGGUACUUGAGUAUAGCCCUGACCAUCACCACACACUGCGGCCACUGCCCUCCCAGCCCUGACCAUCACCACACACUGCGGCCACUGCCCUCCCAGCCCUGACCAUCACCACACACUGCGGCCACUGCCCUCCCAGCCCUGACCAUCACCACACACUGCAGCCACUGCCCUCCCAGCCCUAACCAUCACCACACACUGCGUCCACUGCCCUCCCAGCCCUGACCAUCACCACACACUGCGGCCACUGCCCUCCCAGCCCUGACCAUCACCACACACAGUGGCCACUGCCCUCCCAGCCCUGACCAUCACCACACACAGAGGCCACUGCCCUCUCAGCCCUGACCAUCACCACACACAGAGGCCACUGCCCUCCCAGCCCUGACCAUCACCACACACUGCGGCCACUGCCCUCCCAGCCCUGACCAUCACCACACACUGCAACCACUCCCCUCACAGCCCUGACCAUCACCACACACAGUGGCCACUGCCCUCCCAGCCCUGACCAUCACCACACACUGCGGCCACUGCCCUCAAACUCUGCUUUACUAAAAUCACAGCAUGUGAUAGAAAGGACAGCAGCUAUGCAAUUUCAUUUCAUUCAUUGCAAAGAAGUAAACAUUUCUACUAAUCUAAACAUUUUCAGUUAAACAUUUUCAGUUAAACAUUUUCAGUUAAACAUUUGUGAAUGGUGAAACAGUAUACUAAUAAUUUAUUUACCUUAAGGUCAAGGGCUACAAAUGGGCAAGUGUUCAUUAUUUGAAAUUUAAUUACUGUUGAAGCUCUAUUGAUGUUACAUGAACCAAAAGCAUUCAUGAUAAUACUUCUCAGUACUAACUUAACACAUUUGUGAAAUUAAGCUGAAGCAUUCAGUUGAAUAUGAUCAUGUUCUAGCUUUUAAAAUUGCAGCAAUUUAACAAGCAGUUGUAUCAAACCUGAUAAACGGAGGACGGAGAAUCGAGACAGUUAUCCAUGAAGACCUCGGUCGUGAAGCACUUUCCAACCUACUGGCUUUUCCAUUUUUUUGCAUGAAGUUAAAAACAAGACAAAAGUAAAACUAAACACAUCAGUUUUAUAUCGUGUUGUGGCAGGUUUGACUGCAUCCCUGAAAAUAUAAGAAACUGAAAUAUAAGCACAGUGAAUCAGACAGAUCAAAAUCGGAUAAUUCUCAGAUGCCAUUUUUAAGUAAUUCAUGUUCUUCAUAAGUUUAAGGUUAUUCCUCGGAAGCCGCACACUAGCAAUCCGUUUGUGCAUGUCUCAGAUGGCUGGAGCAGGGUGCCUGGUGCUCCCCCCCGGCCGCCCAGUCUCCUGCACCCCAGAUUGCAUCAUACGCCACAUGGGCUCUCUGUCCUUUUUCUGGAACAAACGUAACUGGUGUGUGAAGUGCGGAAGGGGAUUGUCUUUCUGAGCUUUGUAGUGCAGCUGUUUUCCUGAGAGAGCCUCCGUGUCUUAUUCUGCUGCAUCUUCUAAUGCCAAAUUACAGAUGCCACAAACCAGCCUUAAUGGGUCUACAGUUUGUGGAUUGUGUUUAAAGAUGGAAGAAUGGUGAAAAUUUGAUGGUUUUUCUUCAGGACCGGGUGACGCCCAUGAAGUGCCCUCGGUCAGCAUUAUCGCCGGCACCCUCUGUAGGAGGCAAAGUCAAAUUGGUUGGCCACCUCAGAAGAUGGCAGCCUAGGCCAGCUUCACCGCCGGUGCCCCCUAUCUGAGACAAAGUGAAAUCGGCUUGCUAAGUCACGCCCCCUCAGAAGAUGGCGCCCCCUAGUCAGCCGCCUGUGUCAGCGCAUGGCUGGGCCUGCACUGAUUAACUUUGUGGACCUUACCGCUUCUCGGUGUGUCACGCUGCGGUGCCCUGGGCCUGUAAUCUGAAUCGUGGUCAUACUCUAUGUGCCCAUCGUGUGAUUCUCGCUUUUUCUCAAACGUUCUUCAGGAUUGCUUGGUGUGUGUUUUACACCAUGGGCCCCCAGCACCCUGGGGGGCUUGCUUUAUAUGCCUUGAUUAUGCUUUAAUGUACUACGUUUGUGUGGAAUGUUACGACUUGGAAGCGAUUUUGUAUAGAUUUGUACAAUAAUAUUAUUAAAUGACAAAGAGAAAUAAUAUUUAUAAUGUGAUAAAUGUCUUCAUUCAAAUGCAUUUAUUCAAAAUAAAAGUCUAUUGUUACUA